GUAGCGCGCGGGGCGCAGCGGGCGCGCGGGUGAGCGGGGACGCGCGGCGGAGAGGCCUGCGCGCCAGGCUGCGGGAGCCAUGCGGCGGGCGAGAAGCGGCGGGGCGACCAAGCCACGCGGGCAGAAGCGGUCGGGGACCUCCAGGGCCCCCGCCUCGGCUCCUAGUGCCGACCGCGCACGGCGGCCCGCGGUCCAGGCCGGGGGCGGGAGCCGGGCGGCGGCGAGGCAGCCCGCGGCCAAGCGACGGUCGCCGCCGGCGCAGGAGGCGGGCCCCGGGGAGCCGCCGCCGGUGCCGCCGUUGCCCCCGCCUCCGCCCGCGGCGCUCGCGGCGUCCGAGCUGGACCUGGGCGAGCAGCGGGAGCGCUGGGAGACCUUCCAAAAGCGGCAGAGGCUCAGCUUCGAGGGCGCCGCCAAGCUGCUGCUGGACACUUACGAAUACCAGGGCCUGGUGAAACACACAGGAGGCUGCCACUGUGGGGCCGUGCGCUUUGAAGUUUGGGCUUCGGCUGACCUGCACAUCUUUGACUGCAACUGCAGCAUCUGCAAGAAGAAGCAGAACAAACAUUUCAUUGUCCCGGCCUCUCGCUUCAAGCUUCUGAAGGGAGCCGACAGCAUCACCACGUACACCUUCAAUACCCACAAGGCGCAGCACACCUUCUGUAAGCGCUGCGGCGUCCAGAGCUUUUAUUCUCCCCGCUCCAACCCUGGAGGCUUCGGGAUUGCCCCCCACUGCCUGGACGAGGGCACCGUGCGCAGUGUGGUGGUGGAGGAGUUCAAUGGCAGCGACUGGGAGAAGGCCAUGAAGGAGCAUAAGACCAUCAAGAACAUGUCCAAGGAGUGAGCUCCCGCACCUCCUGCCCAGGAAGGGCCUACGGCCUCUGCAGUCUGCUCCUGCCACCGGUGUCUUCAGGCAGCUCUUGUCCUCCCCUAGCUCAGAUUUUGACAUAGGCUAGUUGAUACCCUUCUGUCCCCCUUCCUGACUUUUGUGCGAUCUUCUAGAGAAAUAAAUAUUUUUAACAUUAAA
Messenger RNA from Cervus elaphus (red deer), 1024 nucleotides. It is a transcript of the gene CENPV, whose product is annotated as centromere protein V. Lineage: Eukaryota; Metazoa; Chordata; Mammalia; Artiodactyla; Cervidae. The record is from RefSeq and is a predicted model, not a curated record. The transcript has 5 exons. Gene Ontology annotation, biological process: pericentric heterochromatin formation; positive regulation of cytokinesis; regulation of chromosome organization. Gene Ontology annotation, cellular component: nucleus; kinetochore; spindle midzone. Bases 80 to 841 code for a protein of 253 amino acids. Gene Ontology annotation, molecular function: carbon-sulfur lyase activity.